AUGACGCUGAGAGACACGGAUUACUCGCUCGCAAUGCAGUAAGUUCCCAGGGAAAUCGGAAUUAUUCGAGGUCAAGCCAAAACAACGACCCCAAAUUGUGAGAACGCAACGCAAUGUUUCGAAACAAAAUUGCAUGAAAGGAAAGAGAUGGAUGACGCUGUAGGAAUGAGUCCCAAAGAUCCUACAAUGCGCUUACUGGACCUUCCUACGGAGUACACAAUGUCGUCGGGAAGAGAAGCCGCUUGA
Messenger RNA from Hymenoscyphus albidus, 246 nucleotides. NCBI's taxonomy places the organism in Eukaryota, Fungi, Ascomycota, Leotiomycetes, Helotiales, Helotiaceae. The record is from the annotation of a GenBank genome assembly.